AUGGCGACUAAAUUCACUUCGUUUCCCAGCCGGCGCAGUGUCGUCCACAGUCUCAACGGCAUCGUGGCGUGUACUCAGCCACUAGCAGCCGCGGCAGGACAAAACAUUCUCAGAGAAGGCGGAAAUGCUGCAGACGCUGCGGUUGCAGUCGCUGCGUGCUUAAAUGUUACGGAACCAUGGUCGACAGGAAUCGGCGGCGACAUGUUUUGCUUGUUCUACGAUGCCAGGAAGAAGUCCAUUGGAGGCCUCAAUGGAUCGGGCCGCUCUCCGCAAAGUCUCUCCCUAAAGGACGUCAGGCAAAGACUGGGCUUUUCGACACAUGAAUAUGGAAGUAUCCCGCUCACGAGUCCCUAUGCUGUUACCACGCCAGGCGCGCCUGCUGCUUGGGUCGAUACAGUCGAGAGGUUUGGAAACGGAAAACUUUCGAUGAAGGACAUCCUCGACCCGGCGAUUGAAUUGGCUGACAGUGGAUAUCCAGUGUCGGAGAUAGCAGCACAUUAUUGGAAAGAUUAUGAGCAAUCUCUGCGAGACGCCUCUCCAAACUUCAGAGAAAUGCUGAAGCGCGAUUCUAGUGCGCCCGAUGGAGCACGCGCUCCCCGGACAGGCGAGAUCAUGACCAUGCCUACUCUUGCAAAUACAUUUCGUCAGCUUGCCUCCCGAGGCAAAGCUGGGUUUUACUCUGGUCCUAUCGCCGAAGCCAUUGAAGAAGUCAUGAGAGAUCGCGGAGGAUAUCUCACAAAGGGAAGUGAGCUUGUCCAGCCUGUAUCAUUGCGCUUUACCUCUACGGCAAAUCCUCCCCGAGCUGUUGAUAUCUGGGAACAUCCCCCGAACGGCCAAGGAAUCGUCGCUCUGAUGGCCCUUGGGAUCGUCCAAGAACUGCGGAAGUCCGGAGCAGUCUCACGCAUGCCCCCUCAUAACUCAGCUGAGUAUUUACAUUUGAUUCUUGAAAGUCUGCGGAUUGCGUUCGCCGAUGGAACAUGGUGGAUAUCGGACCCCGAAUUCAGCCCGACGCCUGAAUUGCUGUCAGCUUCGUAUCUGUCAUCCCGUGCCACUUUGUUCCGUCCAGAACACGCAUCUAAUUGUUUGGAACGAGGUAGCCCGGCCCUCCGAUCAAGCGACACAGUCUAUUUCGCCGUGGUGGACAGCGAAGGCAACUCCGCGUCAGUCGUGAACAGUAAUUUCUACGGAUUUGGCAGCGCGAUCAUCCCUGCCAACUGUGGGUUCGUCUUACAGAGUCGCGGAGCCAUGUUCUCGCUCGAGGCUAGCCAUCCCAACGCCCUGGAACCGGGGAAGCGCCCGUACCAUACUAUCAUCCCGGCUCUGGCGACGAAUCCUGAUGGAAGUCUCUACGCCUCGUUCGGGGUGAUGGGUGGCUUUAUGCAGCCGCAGGGACACGUCCAAGUCCUCCUGAAUAUGCUGGAGUUCGGCAUGAGUCCUCAGGAAGCAUUAGAUGCGCCGCGGGUGUGUAUAUCCGGCGGGAUUCCCGAAGCGGAUGGAAAGGUCGACCUUACUGUCAAUGUGGAAGAAGGAAUAGGUGCCGAGGCAAGAGAGGGACUUGAGAGGAGGGGGCAUCGUGUUCGGGUUCGAAAGGGCUGGGAAAGAGACAUUUUUGGUCGUGGUCAGAUUAUUCGUAGUGCCGCUCACGAGGGACGGUGUGUUUUUAGUGCAGGAAGUGAUUUUCGCGGCGAUGGGUUGGCUAUACCCGUUUGA
Molecule: messenger RNA, 1710 nt
Organism: Penicillium chermesinum
Lineage: Eukaryota; Fungi; Ascomycota; Eurotiomycetes; Eurotiales; Aspergillaceae
Product: gamma-glutamyltransferase family protein
Exons: 5
Coding region: 1-1710 (569 amino acids)
Source: RefSeq, a predicted model, not a curated record